AUCUUCCCAGCGCUCGCGUUCGGCUCGAUUGCGGCAGACUACAGCUACACCCGGCAGUGGAAAAAGACUCGCCUGGAGCAGAUUCAGCAGCAGCAGCAGGCCCAACAACAGCUCGCCUAAAGCAGCACUCAAUCUCAACCAACCAACGCACACGCCAAUCAACGCGAUGUUCGGGCUGAACCGUCAGUAUCUGUGGAGUGUGGUGCCGCUGUUCGGGUUCGGCGUCGGCUGGUUCCUCGACCGGAAGGAAACGGAACGCAUGACCAUGUUCCGCGACAAGAGUGCCCUGUACGGCCGCACGCUGAAGGAGGGCGAGAAGCCAUCGUGGCCUUAGGCGGGCAGCCGGAGAGCGAAAGAGAGCGAUUGAAGUACCCCCCUUCUAGAGAGCGAAAUACAUUGAUGUUGUGAACUCGGA
Messenger RNA from Anopheles arabiensis, 415 nucleotides. RefSeq names its product NADH dehydrogenase [ubiquinone] 1 beta subcomplex subunit 1 (gene ND-MNLL). Bases 167 to 334 code for a protein of 55 amino acids. The record is from RefSeq and is a predicted model, not a curated record. Gene Ontology annotation, cellular component: mitochondrion. Lineage: Eukaryota; Metazoa; Arthropoda; Insecta; Diptera; Culicidae. The transcript has a single exon.